Messenger RNA from Fukomys damarensis (Damara mole-rat), 2642 nucleotides. RefSeq names its product PNKD metallo-beta-lactamase domain containing (gene Pnkd). NCBI's taxonomy places the organism in Eukaryota, Metazoa, Chordata, Mammalia, Rodentia, Bathyergidae. Gene Ontology annotation, molecular function: hydroxyacylglutathione hydrolase activity. The coding region runs from base 209 to 1366 and encodes 385 amino acids. The transcript has 10 exons. Gene Ontology annotation, cellular component: mitochondrion. The record is from RefSeq and is a predicted model, not a curated record.
CCUGACUCCGCCCCCAACAGGAGGGAAACAAGCGAGCGUGCGCGCCUCCGGGGUCUCCUGGGAAGAGUAGUUGUCCUGGGCCAGCUCCCUCACGCUUCUGGGAAAUGUAGUUUCUGGUCUGUAGGCAAGACGGAACGAGCGGGGGAGGCCCCUUACGCAAACUACAAUUCCCGGCGGGGAGCGCGCUGAUGAGGGGCGGGAUCUGAACAUGGCGGCGGUGGUAGCUGCUACGGCGCUGAAGGGCCGGGGGGCGAGAAAUGCCCGCGUCCUCCGGGGGAUCCUCUCAGGAGCCACAGCUAACAAGGCUUCUCAGAACAGGACCAGAGCAUUGCAGAGCCACAGCUCCCCCGAGAACAAGGAGGAACCUGAGCCCCUAUCCCCUGAGCUGGAGUACAUCCCUAGAAAGAGGGCGCGGAACCCCAUGAAAGCUGUGGGACUAGCCUGGUACAGCCUGUACACGCGCACCUGGCUCGGGUACCUCUUCUACCGGCAGCAGCUGCGCAGGGCUCGGAAUCGCUACCCCAAAGGCCAUUCCAAAACCCAGCCCCGCCUCUUCAACGGAGUGAAGGUGCUUCCCAUCCCCGUCCUCUCUGACAACUACAGCUACCUCAUCAUUGACACCCAGGCCCGGCUGGCUGUGGCUGUGGACCCUUCAGACCCUCGGGCUGUGCAGGCUUCCAUCGAGAAGGAGGGAGUCACCUUGGUUGCCAUUCUCUGCACCCAUAAGCACUGGGACCACAGUGGAGGGAACCGUGACCUCAGCCGGCGGCACCGGGACUGUCGGGUGUAUGGGAGCCCUCAGGAUGGCAUUCCCUACCUCACCCACCCCCUGUGUCAUCAAGAUGUGGUCAGUGUGGGACGACUCCAGAUCCGGGCCCUGGCCACCCCAGGCCACACCCAAGGCCAUCUGGUCUACCUGUUGGAUGGGGAGCCCUACAGGGGUCCCUCUUGCCUCUUCUCAGGAGACCUGCUCUUCCUCUCUGGCUGUGGCAGGACCUUUGAGGGCACAGCAGAGACCAUGCUGAGCUCGCUGGACACUGUACUGGGGCUGGAGGAUGACACCCUGCUGUGGCCUGGUCAUGAGUACGCAGAGGAGAACCUCGGCUUUGCAGGAGUGGUGGAGCCUGAGAACCUGGCCAGGGAGAGGAAAAUGCAGUGGGUGCAGAGGCAGCGGAUGGAGCGCAAGAGCACGUGCCCGUCCACCCUGGGAGAGGAGCGCUCCUACAACCCGUUCCUGAGGACCCACUGCCUGGCGCUGCAGGAGGCUCUAGGACCUGGCCCAGACCCCACCGGGGAUGACAGCUGCUCCCGGGCCCAGCUCUUAGAGGAACUCCGCCGGCUCAAGGACAUGCACAAGAGCAAGUGAAGCCCCCAGCCCAGCCCAGCCCACCCCCACGGUGGGGAGGCCACCCAUCGCCCACACCUCACUGUCCUCCUCGCCACCUCCGCAACCUCCUUCAUCAGCACUCACUGGCAUCAUGCACCCACCACCUGAUCAGGGGGAGGGGAAGGACCAGGCGAUGAGACCCCACAGGUGAGGCUGGGUCAUCACAAGUGAGAGGAAAGGACAGGCACUGUGAUAUCUCUGGACCCUGCUAACUUUGAGGGUCCCCUCGUCCCUUCCCCCACUUGUGGGACAGCGGCACAAACAGGGAGGCUGCUGUGACUUCCCUGCCUGGGAGACCUCAUUUUUGCUGUAGCCCUGACACCCAGGGCAGCAGAAGCCAUGCCAGGUUGAGUCCAUUUUCCACCUUCCCCAGCCACAGUUGGGGUCUUGGGAAAGCAGUCAGAGGGCAGCCAGACAGAUGACUAGGUCCCUGCCCCUCCUCCCCAAGCUUCCUGCCCCACCCUGCCCUGCCAAGGCAUUUUCAGACAGAGCCAUUCCUAAGACCCCAAAGGGCUGGAAGUCGGGCUCUGGUCAUCCUCUGCCUCUGUGGCUCCCCUACAGUCUAGAAGGGGGUGUGUCCUGGUUGCCAAGGAAACCUCUGCCUCCAGCUGAGACCCAGACACAGGGAUCUAGAGCCGGGCAGGCUCAAAGGCACCCGCUCACCCUAUACAUCUGGCCUGAGCCUGACCGCUGACCUCUGCCCCUGCCCUGGCCACAAGGGCCUCCUUCCCAGGGGAGAGAGAGCCACAGGACACCUCAGCUGAUGCACUUUCCUCACUUUAGCCUUUGUUCUUAGGAAUUUCUGCCUGCUGCCUUCUAUCUUACUUAAUCCCUCUUGCUUUAUCCUUGACCGCUUUCUUCUUUGAGUUAGUGAUUUAUUUUCUAGCCCUGACAUUCACUUGGCCCUUUGCAGUUCGCCAAGAACACUCAUUCCCAUGAUUUCCCAUCGCAUCCGCGGCCCCAUCCUGGCUGAAGGAGGAGGCUCUGUGCAGCAGGCCUGGACCCUUCCCCUCUGCUCACCCCUCCUCCAGGUCUGCUUCUCCCCUGGUCCUGGGUUCAGGUCCCUGUGGGGCCGCGGUGAAGAACCCUCGGUCCCCAGGCAGACACACAUGGGUCAGCCGGCGCCUUCUCUUCCUGUGUCGGAGCCUCCCAAGAUGCCCCCGUCCUCAGUUUCCCCUCUUCACCUGGCCUCUCCAGCCUUAGUCCCUGGAGCCCACUCUAGCAAUACCACCAGACUAGUUAUCCUUCCUGCCCC